AACAAUAACGAAACUGUCGUUAACUCCAAUAACGAGUUAAAGGCCCAUUUAUGCUGGCCGUAACCGCUAACUUAUGCCGGAAGCGGUAAAGUUCAACACUGGGAUUACAAUGCUUUCGUUCACAAUACAUUUCCGUAUACUGGUGACUGAAGCCGUAACUGUAAAGUUAACUCAACUUUAACUUCUAAGGAAUACGGCAAGCGAUCUUAAAAGAAAAUGCUAUGGAGAUUGGUUACAAAUACAAACUUGAUGUACACAAGUCUAUGGUUGUAAUCAAGAUAACCUCAUUUUUAUACUGGUUUGUGCAAAGUGCUGCGGUACGAAAAUAUGAGUGAAAUGGAUUCAAUGAAUAAUGACAUAAAAUUAAUAACUUUAGUGGAAAGAUUUACACAUUUAUAUGAUAAGACAAAUCCAAAAUAUAAAGAUCGAACAGUAAUAGACAAUUCGUGGUUAUUUAUAAGUGGAGAAUUACAAAAAUCAACAAAUGAAUGCUCGAUGGACGUCGUUACGUAACAGAUUUUCCAAAGAGAGAGCUAGAAAAAUACUUUCUGGAUCAGUUAUGCAAACGGCAUGGCCCUUAAUGAAAUAUCUAACAUUCUUACACUCUGUGGUGAAAAAACGACGAACAUUUGGGAACAUUGCGAUGGAAGACGAAUCAAAUUCCCCUUCAGAAGCACAGGAAUUUGAUGAUCUUUAUAAAGACAGUGCAAAAAGCCUGAUCGCAGAGGAUGACUCUAUGCAAUACGUUGACUACAUGUAUUUAGAUGAUGAGACAGGGAUUGUCACUGACACACCUAGCAGGGAGGCAUCUUUACAAUCUUUCUCAAAUAUUUUAAGCGACAAUACGAUAGCAUAUCUCAGACAAGAAACAAAAUCGAUGACACCUAUAUCGCAAGAGCCUGUGACAUCUACACCACAAAGAUUAUUAACACCGAACAGAUCUACACCAGACAGACCUAACAUAUCUAUACCACAAAGACCUGUAACACCAAACACAUCUACAGAAGAAAGACCUGUCACAUCACAAAUAUCAAUAUCACAAAGACCCAUAACACCAAACACAUCUACAGCAGAUAGACCCGUUACUCCAAAAACAUCUAUAUUACAAAAAUCCAUAACACCAAACGCAUCUGCAGCAAAAAAACUUAUUACAUCAAACACAUCUAUACCAAAGAGACUUACAAGUCAAAAUAAAAAAGAAUCUCCGGACACUAAAGAACAAUUAGGUAAUGCCGUAGAUGUUUUUAAAAGUUUCGUUACUCACCAGAAUACCGCAAGUGCAGAAGACGAAUCUUUAAAAUAUUUUUGUGACUCCUUGUACGGAGAUUUAAAAAGUGUCGAUAAAAGUGACUUAAUAUCUUGUAAAAUUGAUAUUAUGCAAAUAAUUUCAAGGUAUACAGAAUAA
Molecule: messenger RNA, 1405 nt
Organism: Harpegnathos saltator (Jerdon's jumping ant)
Lineage: Eukaryota; Metazoa; Arthropoda; Insecta; Hymenoptera; Formicidae
Product: myb-like protein V
Exons: 3
Coding region: 485-1405 (306 amino acids)
Source: RefSeq, a predicted model, not a curated record